AGAAUAACUCUGCUGUUUUCUUUAUUACCAUAUCGAUGUCGUUAAAAUGGUGUUUAUAACCUUUUAAUGUGUUUUAAACGAAGUAGAUGCAAUCAAAUCGAUUUGAAGGUGCGUUGGAUACCAUAUGAAACUUGUAGGUAUGUGUAGAUAGGAUUGAACUCCGACUCAUCGCGAGUUGAUAUAUUUGUUGUUAAGCAAAGGCUUGAUUCAGUAAGGUAGGGCACGGCUUGAGUUGGCAAAAAAUCGCUUUGCGUUGACGUCAGGUAGUUGACUUCUAAGAUUCGAUAACAUCUGCUUUUUCGAAUUCGGUUCAACUGUCCUUUGAUUUCAUAGAAGCGCUAUCGAUCCUGUAAAAAAUUGUCCAUGUAGUAAGCCGAUUACGCUGCGUUACUCAAGUUCUUUGAUCUCUGAUCCACAACUCAGUGAUGUUAUUAGGCGACGCUGACUCCUGUUGCUUUUAGCAUGUUGCAGCUGAUUAAAUGACUGACAAAGAUCAUUUAUUUGACUUCAAAAACGUAUGCCUUGAUAACAGUCAAUGCCAAUAAGUUCAAGUCUAGCAACUGGCACUCAUCCGGGGGGGGGAGGGUACUUAACAAAUGUCUCUGCCCCGAGGUCCAGCUCCUUACGCUUUUACGUACCAUUUUUCAUAAACAAGGUACCCCUUUUCUAUACGUUCUAUUGGCAAAUGGUACCCCUUUCACAUACCUUGUUUAGAACUUUGCAUCCCUUUUAACUGCUGUAAAUGCACUGUCUUUUAAAAUAGGAAUCAAUCACAAAAACAGAACGUUUUCACGACUUUUUAAAGCCAUAAAAUUCAUCUGUUAACCCUUUUGGGCCCUUUUACAGACCCAAAUGACAGAUUUCCCUCCCCUUUUAUAUACUUCAACUAGUGAAGUCCCUACCCUUUUAUAUACCCGAGUCCUGAAAAAUGGUACCCCUUUUGGGUGGAGCCUCCCCAUAUAGGCCAUCAUAGGGAGUAGCCCCCCUGGGCACUCAUCAGAAAAGUGAACUCAAGUGCAAACCAAUUUUUGACACCAUUAAAUCAAUUUAGAAAGGCAAAAGACCCGCAAAAGACACAAGAUUUUUUCGCUGCUCUCCAAUCAGAGGGCACUCAGGAUUAAAACAGAUAUCUUAAUCAUUUUGCAGACGUUAAUUCUACCAAUCAAGUGCUGUAAUAAUGGUGCCUUGUGCUUAUGCCAUCUUGUAUGUCUUACUGGCUGCACCCUUUUCAUAUUUGAUCUGCGAAGGUAAGUAUUCUUUGGUGAUGAAUAGCAUUCUCCCCAUGAAAGGUACUGUGAAUCCCAGACCAUUGGUAAUACCACUAGGUCCAGUUUAGGUUCUCACCACAAUUUUACUUGAAGUCUGGGGGGGCAGGUGGCACGGGGGGGGGGGCGGUACUUGGGUUAAUUUUUGCUGGGUAUGUGUCACUAGACUAUCAGAAUUCCUACCCCAUUGUAGUCUAUUCUGUGGCCAUACUAUAGACCCCAUCUUAGUCACUUUAGGAAACAAGUAAUUUUCGCAAUCCCAUCUUAGUCACCUUCUGUUUAUGAAUCUACCUUAUAAAGCCUUUUAACUAGGUCACCCUGAAAAGAACUGAGACAUUUGUUAAACUUACUGUGGUAUAAAUCUUUCUAUACUUAAACCUCUAAAUACCUGAAUUUUCUGACACCCAAAAUCCUCAAUAUGUGCGACCCAUUCUAGUAACUCUUAUAAAAUUACAACUUCAUAAUAGUUAAUACAGUCUUGAAAAUGAGACCCCAUCCAGUGGGACAUACCCAUUAGCCCACUCCUUGGAAGUACAAACGCCCCCCACCUCCGGGAAUUGAAGGACGUGAUAACCCCUCAGUUUAGAGAAUUGAUUCUUGUUUUCUUGUCAUCGCAGGAAGUGCGGUAUGCUAUAAAUGCGACUCUAAAUCGGACGCCGGCUGUACCCCUGAAUCGCUCAGUGGAGUGGCAACAACCACAUGUUCUAGAGAUCAUGAGUUUUGUGCGGUUUACAAGAAAGAACCACCUGGAAACAGUUCCCUUCAUCAGUAUACAAGAUACUGCGCGUCCGAGUGUAGGAGUUUUAAUACGACAUAUACGAUAGGAAGAUAUCAGAAGACAAAACAUUGCGUACUGUGCUGCGAUGGUGACUUGUGUAAUAACUACCUUAUAGACCCUUGCAAUCCUAAAUCCAAAGUAGGACGAGUGGAAUACGGGGCAUUAAUUAUUGUACUUAUCACCGUUAUAGCACUUUAUACUUGAGCGCCGAAGGUAGAUUCGUGGCUCGAUGGUUUGGCUUUUCCACAGUUUACGCUGGGCGAAAUGCUGCCAACCACUUUCUUCAGAUAGACCUUAUUCACGAUACUCGCAAUCUUUGCACGCGCUUAAGGACUGUUGAGGUAAAAGCAAUGUCAUGUGGUUUCUCAGGGGAGCAAACAAGUGAAGAAAUUUGCCAAUGCAGGAAGUCGUGGUCGAAUUUGCUAAUUAUAGACAACAGAAAAUGAAGAACUUUUGAUAGUAAAGACGAUAGUGACAAACUGUGGGUGGAAGCGAUCAUUGUUACUUCUUUGAAUGCAGUAGCGAGCAAAGAUUUCCUCCCAGCAAACAUUAAUAAUGUAAAUUUUGUCGAAAUUCGAAGGGGCGUAAUUCAUGUUACGUGGACUUAAUUCAUCUAUGCGGCUAUUUUGUAGGCUUGUCCCUCCUCCCACUCUCACUACUCAUCCGAAAAAAUGUCGGUUUCAGUAAAACACGGCAUGGAUGCGACAUUUCAAUCUGGUAAGAACCCUUGGUGUGACACAGUGACACCUUCUCUUUGAAAAAUCCUAGCUAUGCCCCUGUAUGACUUUUAAAUUGUCGUCUGGUUUUGACAGAAUACACAAACUCUUCCGCGAUGACUCGAACUGGCAAAUUUUAUCACUUCUGAAAUACCGAGGGCUCUUUCCAUUUAGGAAAAAAGCGGAAAUUUCGAUGGGAGCAAAAGUGGAAUUUCCGAUUGGUAAAAAGUUGUUCCAUUUGGUCGUAAACCCCGGUACGUCGCUUUGCCCGACCGUGGCCGCCUGGAACUGGUACAAACUAGGAGAAACGGAUAAAUGGAACACGAAAUUCCGCUCGGGAAAACAGUCCCAUCUUUUUAGAUUUUCCACUUUUUCUGGGAAUUUUCCAGUGGGAAGAACCGACGAAACGUGUUCCAUUUACCGCCGAACCCGAAAUUCCGGAAAUUUUGACUAAAUGGAAAGCGCUCCAAGUGACAUGGCAAUAUCCCAUGAAUCCUAAUGCGCGUGCAAAGAUAUAUAGCGGGUAUCAUGAGUAAAGUCUAUUAGAUGCAUAACAGAGGCAACCGCGACUUUUCGUACGCGAUGUUCCUUUCUUGCACGGGUGACCCAAGCAUAACAUAUGAAAAUCCUCAAUGAAGUGCAAAUAUUUUUACCUGGUGUUGUUCGACGGACAGCGCGAUUUGAGUGGUUUAACAUCGUCUAACCUAACACUGACUUGACAAUACAGUUGCUGUGGUCCAGUUUUAUCCUUAGUUCAAAUUUUAUUUUCCUUUUUUUAAAACCAUCAUCAUACUGUAGUCAAGGAAAUUUUCGUCCUCAGGGUAAAAAUAGAUUAUAGCUUUCACCGAAAUAGUUCGACGUUAUCUCAACUUCUUCAUCAGUUUGAUCGUGUGUUUAAUGUUCUAUUCAACUAAAGGUCACGUGAUGAUCGUAAAUCAUCAAUCAUGUGACCAUUUUAACG
This is a messenger RNA of Porites lobata, 3720 nucleotides long. The record is from the annotation of a GenBank genome assembly. NCBI's taxonomy places the organism in Eukaryota, Metazoa, Cnidaria, Anthozoa, Scleractinia, Poritidae.